CAUGGCGGGCGUACAGAGAGCCACACGGCGUCCACGCCUCGGUUUUAUACUCGGCGUCUCCACCAUUUCACUCCUCAUCCUCUGCAGCCAAGCUUCAAGAGACAGGCGGCAGGAAGAGAGGCAGCGGAGAGACAUCCUGGGCUCCACAGAGAUCCCGGCGGAGCACAUCGACCCGGCUGCCAUCGACCUCACUCCCCUGGUCAAUACUCUAAUAAACACCAGCCAAUCGGGCUCCCGGCAGCUCUUCUCCCUCCUCAGUGUGACGUCCUACAGCUCUCUGGCUCUCCACAAACUCACCCUGCUCGUCUACAACAUUUCCAGCAUUAAAAGUUUAGAAAGCAACACGUUCAGGAGAAGAUUCUGCUACUGUGUCACAAAUGAGACCAACGAUCUAACAGACUUUACGGCCAUCCUGUUGGAUGUGAUGGGAAACUCAACCAGUUACCUGCAUGAGCUCUUUAAAUCUGCCUCUAUCUUAUCAGUGAGCCAGAGGAACAACUCUGAGUGCAUUUACAUCUGUGUGAUGGCAGGUAAGAUGGGCAGAGCGGUGCCGGAGCUGUGGGAGGUCGGCUCCGUCAGGCCGCUCUUCAACCAGACCAUUGUGGAAGGACCACACAGAGUAGGUAACAUCUCCUCCAUCAGACUUCCCCUCGAAUGGCACCAACUGCCCAACAAUCUGAGUCACAUCUCUCCAUCUGGGAUGAGCUCAGUGUUAACCAGCAGAGUCCAAUCCACCGCACAUGUUUCACCAACAACUAUGGAUGAAACUGCUGCAACUACAGCAAAGAUCACCUCUGCCCAGCAGCUGGCAACAUCUCCGCAACCUGCAACUGCGAUGCCACAAAGUCAAACUACAGCGGACAGACUGGAGACGACGGCACAAAGAAUGACGACACAAAGAGUAAUGACGACACAAAUGGGUACGACGCAGAAAGUAACAACACAAGCAGUAACGGCAGCACAGACAACGGAUACGGAAAAAACAACUAUUGCACAACCAAUUACCUCAACGCAACCAACCACCAUCCUGCAAGUCCCCAAUGCAUCCGUCACAACAGCUGCAGCUCCAACCACAGAAACGAUUCCACCAACCACAGAAACGGCUCCACAAACCACAGAAACAGCUCCACAAACCACAGAAACAGCUCCAUCAACCACAGAAACGGUUCCACCAACCACAGAAACAGCUCCAUCAACCACAGAAACGGUUCCACCAACCACAGAAACAGCUCCAUCAACCACAGAAACGGUUCCACCAAUCACAGAAACGGCUCCAUCAACCACAGAAACGGUUCCACCAACCACAGAAACGGUUCCACCAACCACAGAAACGGCUCCAUCAACCACAGAAACGGUUCCACCAACCACAGAAACGGCUCCAUCAACCACAGAAACGGCACCAUCAACCACGGAAACAGCUCCACCAACCACAGAAACAGCUCGGCCAACCACAGAAAGAGUUUCAUCAACCACAGGAACAGCUCGACAAACCACAGGAACAGCUCCAUCAACCACUAAAACAGUUCCAUCAACCACAAAGAGGUCUCUAUCGACCACAGAAACAGCUCCACCAAUCACAGUAACCUCUCCGUUAAUCACUCCGUUGAGUACAACCCGACUGACCACAGCGUCAACAAACCCCACCACGUCCUCACCAGUUAUUAGUCCGACCCGGCUAACCACAGCUACACACCAGCCAACAACAAAGACCCAGCGCAUGACUUCGACAGUUCACCCCACAAGACUUUCAACUGGGCGUCCAACAGCAGGACCUACGGAGGUUAGAAGGACUACAGGGUCUCUGAGCUGGAGAACCACCACACCCAGCAAGUCUGUGGAAACAGAAAAACCAGGUUGUCCAUGGAGACGGACGGAGCUGGCCGACAUCCCGCUUUCCGGCAACCCGCUUUCCGGCGCCACGACGACCGUCGGCGCUCACAAGCUGCAGCCGUGCGUCCUCGAGCUCUGCAAGUUCUUCUCCCAGUGCCUCUGCAGACCCUCCGGCAACAAGACACGCAUGAAAAGAUACUGCGACGACAGCCACCUCUGGUAUGAAAAACACACGUUGGAGGUGUGUCGGCGGGUCCGGAGAGUCUCCUUCUCCAGAAAUCUGAAACAGAGAUGCCUGACAAAGAUGUGCAGUAAACUGUGACUCGAGUGGAGGCAGAGGAGAAACAAAAGAGCCCUUCAUCAUCAAGGGAAGUGACCCCCACACUCCAGACUACAGCUGAGUACACUCUUGGAACAUCUGGAGGAUGUGUGGGGACAGAAUCGGGAUGGAAAUCGGAAACAAGUUUUUACACAAAAGUGCAACUUUUUAGCUUGAUCGUGUUUUUUUCGCCUCCAACGGUGCCUUCCAGGCAGCUAACCCUAAACAUAACCAUUGCUACGCUGCCUGGAAGGAGACGUUGGGGGCAAAAAAACACCAAAGACCAACUUUUUUACACAUCCUUCAUGUUUUGACAUUUAUCACUAUAAUCUCCACGGUGAUGUUAUGUUUUUAGGGCCAAGAAGACUAAAUGCACGUAUGACUCAAACCGGACACGGAAAUCUGGCAUCCUGAAAGUGAUGAAUGUUCUCGUCCUGGACUAUUUAUGAAAAUCAUAUUUAAACCCAAGGUAUUCAAAUUAUUUUAAAGGUGCCCUGCCACACAAAACCGUUUUUACUUGCAUUUUUUGAAA
Molecule: messenger RNA, 2681 nt
Organism: Perca fluviatilis (European perch)
Lineage: Eukaryota; Metazoa; Chordata; Actinopteri; Perciformes; Percidae
Product: HERV-H LTR-associating protein 1
Exons: 14
Coding region: 2-2152 (716 amino acids)
Source: RefSeq, a predicted model, not a curated record